Molecule: messenger RNA, 1101 nt
Organism: Ceratotherium simum simum (southern white rhinoceros)
Lineage: Eukaryota; Metazoa; Chordata; Mammalia; Perissodactyla; Rhinocerotidae
Source: RefSeq, a predicted model, not a curated record
GUCUAUUUCUUCGAAGAGGUUUCCAGUUAGUUUUGAUUUCUAAUCACUGGGUCUCCAAAGAAAAUCUAGAAAGUUUCAGGACAUUCGAGAGGUAAAGUAAAAGCCCAAGUUGCCAGUGAGAGAGAAAAGAAAGAGAAACCAGCACAGUCAAACUCAGACAAAAAGGGAAGAGGAUAAGCACUUCUAACUUGCUCGUCGAAGCUGCUUUCUGCUCAACUCUGAAGGAUCUCUGCUUUGGAUAAGGCAACACCCUGGACAUGGCCUCAGAGAUCCACAUGCCAGAACCCCUGUGCCUCAUUGAGAACACUAACGGGCGACUAGUGGCUAAUCAGGAAGCUCUGAAGAUCCUCUCUGCCAUUUCACAGCCUGUUGUGGUGGUGGCUAUCGUGGGCCUCUACCGCACAGGCAAGUCCUACCUGAUGAACAAGCUGGCUGGGAAGAAAAAGGGCUUCUCCCUGGGGUCCACGGUGCAGUCUCACACGAAGGGAAUCUGGAUGUGGUGUGUGCCUCAUCCCAAGAAGCCAAACCACACUCUAGUUCUGCUUGACACCGAGGGCCUGGGGGAUGUAGAGAAGGGAGACAACCAGAAUGAUUCCUGGAUCUUUGCCCUGGCUGUCCUCCUGAGCAGCACCUUCGUAUACAACAGUAUGGGAACCAUCAACCAGCAGGCCAUGGACCAACUGCAGUAUCCUUUUUGUGGGCCAGAACAACAUUAAAUCUAGAAAAUAACACCAUCAUAUUUUUACGUGGUACAGCUGUGGGCAACUGCAGAAGAAUUCAAAUGUCCCCUCCUUAACUAAUCCCAUUAUGCUCAACGUCUCAGUUUACUUCAACCACCCCCAGAAGUCCAAGCCUUUCUGGUCACACAUUAUCUUUAGGCACUUAGCUGUACAAGGCUCUGCAAAUUCUCUAUCUGACUUAAUCUCCAUUGCGAAACCCUCAACAUCCUCUAGAACUCAUGCUCUUAUUCAGCAAAUCUCUAUAUCCUUACCAUCUUCUCUAAAUAUUUCCUUCUAACUGUGUUCCGUCUAUACUCUGCGGACCUUGUUUCCCCUAUAGACAUCUCAAGUGGUCUUAAGUGGUAAUUUUUUUUCUCCCAUA